Molecule: messenger RNA, 2010 nt
Organism: Erpetoichthys calabaricus (reedfish)
Lineage: Eukaryota; Metazoa; Chordata; Cladistia; Polypteriformes; Polypteridae
Product: zinc finger protein 501-like
Exons: 3
Coding region: 397-1830 (477 amino acids)
Biological process (GO): regulation of transcription by RNA polymerase II
Molecular function (GO): DNA-binding transcription factor activity, RNA polymerase II-specific; RNA polymerase II cis-regulatory region sequence-specific DNA binding
Source: RefSeq, a predicted model, not a curated record
CACCAACAGGAGACAGAAGUGACUCCAAAGGCUUGAACCUGGAAGUGACGUCUUUGGCGGGGAGUGGAGGCUGACGUCUUCAUUGUGGGUCUGGAUGUGAUAUCUUCGUGGGCGGAAUAGCCAUUUUGGAAGCCAGGAUACGGAGGAGAGUCAAAGGAGCCACCUUAUCGAUUAAUAUGGUUAUGCACUGAGAUAUGUAUUGGCCUAAAGGCUGGGGCCAGGAAAGUGAAAAGGAAGUCACUCAAGAGCAAUUUAGACUCUGUGAUAAGGAAGGUGUAUCUGUGAACAUGCUGCCUUCUAAAAUAUAUUUCCAUGGAGCAGCGAAAUGAGGACACAGAAUGAACUUUUAUCCACCUCACAACAGGCAAUCCACGUAAGACAUUGAAAAACUGUGUUAUGGAGCAAAAACUGGUGCAUAUCAAGGAGGAGGACUGUGAGUGGGGUCCUGUCCACCAUGGUUCAGAUAGUCAUUCAAUGAAAGUGAAAGAUAAUGCAGAGAAACUUUCAGUUUUUAAAAAGGAAGAAUCGGAGGAAGGAUAUAUCGGCAAUAAAAUGGAGGAUUCUGAACGUGCAAUGCAAAACUAUGAAACUGAAAAAAUUCUCAAAGAAGAUGUGUCCUUAGAGAAUGACUUCAGCCCACCAGCUCGUCCAACCUUACAGAAAGGGGCCACAAAAACAAUUCUGUGCUCUUCUUGGCCACAACUGAAUCCUAAAUUUCCACCAUUUGAGGCUGAAAUCACUCAGCACAUAUUUUGCACAAGAGAAACAAAACAACAGAUAUGUACAAUACACACUGGAAUUGAUUUACAAGAAAGUCACAACUUCUCACGAUCUUCAGUAGCUCAGACCUCACUUCAGUGCAGUCCUGAUCUUAAGAGACGAACAAAAAAUCACCCUGAGGAAAAACGUCAUUGCUGUACUGAAUGUGGCAAACGAUUCAUUGGUUUAAGCCAUCUAAAUCGACAUAUAAGAAUUCACACUGGAGAGAAACCUUAUUGCUGCUAUGAAUGUGGCAAACGAUUUUCACAAAUUAGCCACCUUCAGAGCCAUGCAGUAAUUCACACUGGGGAAAAACCACAUUGCUGUUCUGAAUGUGGCAGAAAAUACUUACACAGAAGCAGCCUGAAAAAACAUUUAAAGCUUCACACGGGAGAAAAACCUUAUUGUUGUUCUGAAUGUGGCUAUCGAUUUUCAAACAGUAGUAGUCUCCAGAAACACAUGAGAAUUCAUACUGGAGAGAAACCUCAUUGCUGUUCUGAGUGUGGAAAACGAUUUUCACAAAUAAGUGAUCUUCAGAGCCAUACUAGAAUGCACACUGGAGAGAGGCCAUUUUGCUGUUCUGACUGUGGCAAACUGUUCUCACAUAUAAGCAGUCUUUUGAAACACACAAGAAUUCACACAGGGGAGAAGCCAUAUUGCUGCACAGUAUGUGGCAAACUGUUCUCAGACAGUAGCAGUCUUGGUAAACACAUAAGGAUACACACUGGAGAGAAACCCUAUUAUUGCUCUGAAUGUGGUAAACGAUUCUCACAAUUCCGCUAUCUUCAGAGUCACUCAUUAAUUCACACUGGCGAGAAACCUCAUUGUUGUUCAAAAUGUGGCAAACACUUCUCGCAGCGAAGCCAUCUUCAGAGCCACACAAGAACUCACACUGGUGAAAAACCAUACAGUUGUUGUGAAUGCGGCAAACGUUUCUCUAGCAGAAGCAGUCUUGCUAAACAUAUAAGAAUUCACACUGGAGAGAAACCUCAUUGCUGUUCUGAAUGUGGCAAAAAAUUCUCACAAAUAGGCCACCUUCAGAAACACAUAAGAAUUCAUGCUAAAGAGUAGCAAAAUAAAAAAUGAAAAAUGAGGAAACUGGGAUGUAAUGCAUUAAGGAGAAAGUGAGUUUAGUAGAAGGUUUCUGAAACAGAGCAGUUUAUUCAGGAUGGAGGCAAUUGUAUCUGUGAAUUUUUAAGUUGCCACGGUUCACAGAACUGAAUUUCUGUGAGGAUGAACCCUAAAAAUAAA